This is a messenger RNA of Chlamydomonas reinhardtii, 2268 nucleotides long. RefSeq lists its product as uncharacterized. Gene Ontology annotation, biological process: chorismate biosynthetic process; aromatic amino acid biosynthetic process. Gene Ontology annotation, molecular function: 3-phosphoshikimate 1-carboxyvinyltransferase activity. Lineage: Eukaryota; Viridiplantae; Chlorophyta; Chlorophyceae; Chlamydomonadales; Chlamydomonadaceae. The transcript has 9 exons. Bases 70 to 1608 code for a protein of 512 amino acids. The record is from RefSeq and is a predicted model, not a curated record.
CUUUAGCAACUCGAGACGUUGCUUACACUGUGGCAGUCCUCUCUGCCCAGUUUACCUCAAUACCGAACAAUGCAGCUCCUCAACCAGCGUCAGGCCCUGCGCCUGGGCCGCUCUUCUGCUAGCAAGAACCAGCAGGUUGCUCCUCUGGCCUCUCGCCCUGCGUCUUCCUUGAGCGUCAGCGCCUCGAGCGUCGCGCCGGCGCCUGCUUGCAGUGCUCCCGCGGGCGCAGGUCGCCGCGCUGUUGUCGUGCGCGCUUCAGCUACCAAGGAGAAGGUGGAGGAGCUGACCAUCCAGCCCGUGAAGAAGAUCGCGGGCACUGUGAAACUGCCCGGCUCGAAGUCUCUGUCGAACCGCAUCCUGCUGCUGGCGGCCCUUUCGGAGGGCACCACGCUAGUGAAGAACCUGCUGGACAGCGAUGACAUCCGCUACAUGGUGGGCGCGCUGAAGGCGCUGAACGUCAAGCUUGAGGAGAACUGGGAGGCGGGCGAGAUGGUGGUGCACGGCUGCGGCGGCCGCUUCGACAGCGCCGGCGCCGAGCUGUUCCUGGGCAACGCCGGCACGGCCAUGCGCCCGCUCACGGCAGCGGUGGUGGCGGCCGGCCGCGGCAAGUUCGUGCUGGACGGUGUUGCCCGCAUGCGCGAGCGGCCCAUUGAGGACCUGGUGGACGGGCUGGUGCAGCUGGGCGUGGACGCCAAGUGCACCAUGGGCACUGGCUGCCCGCCCGUGGAGGUCAACAGCAAGGGGCUGCCCACCGGCAAGGUGUACCUGUCCGGCAAGGUGUCCAGCCAGUACCUGACGGCGCUGCUCAUGGCGGCGCCGCUGGCGGUGCCGGGCGGCGCGGGCGGCGACGCUAUCGAGAUCAUCAUCAAGGACGAGCUGGUGUCGCAGCCGUAUGUGGACAUGACCGUCAAGCUCAUGGAGCGGUUCGGGGUGGUGGUGGAGCGGCUCAACGGCCUGCAGCACCUGCGGAUCCCCGCCGGCCAGACGUACAAGACCCCUGGAGAGGCGUACGUGGAGGGCGACGCCUCCUCUGCCUCCUACUUCCUGGCGGGCGCCACAAUCACCGGCGGCACCGUCACCGUGGAGGGCUGCGGCAGCGACAGCCUGCAGGGAGACGUGCGCUUCGCCGAGGUCAUGGGUCUGCUGGGCGCCAAGGUGGAGUGGUCGCCUUACUCCAUCACCAUCACCGGCCCCUCCGCCUUCGGCAAGCCCAUCACCGGCAUCGACCACGACUGCAACGACAUCCCGGACGCCGCCAUGACACUGGCCGUGGCCGCGCUGUUCGCCGACCGCCCCACCGCCAUCCGCAACGUGUACAACUGGCGUGUGAAGGAGACGGAGCGCAUGGUGGCCAUUGUGACGGAGCUGCGCAAGCUGGGCGCGGAGGUGGAGGAGGGCCGCGACUACUGCAUCGUCACGCCGCCUCCGGGUGGUGUCAAGGGCGUCAAGGCCAACGUGGGCAUCGACACCUACGACGACCACCGCAUGGCCAUGGCCUUCUCGCUGGUGGCGGCCGCCGGCGUGCCCGUGGUCAUCCGCGAUCCCGGCUGCACGCGGAAGACCUUCCCCACCUACUUCAAGGUGUUCGAGAGCGUGGCGCAGCACUAGACGCAGCGUACCACUAUUGCGAGGCGGCGGUGGGGCUGGUAGCGGUGGUGGAGUGGUGGACUCGGUGGUGUGCAGCGACAUGCGCGCGACACGAGCGGUGGGAAGAGCGGCGCGUGGCACCUGGAGUGCGAUGGAGACGGGGGCAUGGUGGGAUGGCGGCACUACAUAAGCACAACACCACUUUGCAGCAGAGAACGUGCGUAUUUGCACUCUCUUAGGCGGGGUACCGCCGUGGGCGCGGGGAUAACGUUACGCAGCAGUCCUCGGCAGGGACAUGGCUGUGAGGGGGCGUGACCCCGACAUGUCACAGUGACCUAGGUAGAUGUAUUCCAUUUCAGCGCAAGUACGCGGGUAGGGCCCGACGCGCAAGUACUUGCGUAAGGCUGUGCGGUGUGCAGGGCGUGAGCCGGCGGGAGUGCUCUGGCCGGUGCCGGAAGCAGACGACAUGGCUUCACAGCCUGGCCUAUGUCGGCUUGCUAGUAUAGAUGAUAGUGUGUAUAUGGGGGGGGCAGCGAGAAGGGGGCAUGGGCGACGCGCAUGUGUCUCCCAAAGCGCUCGCACGGAGGGCAGCAAGCGGAGGUUGUCUGAGCUGAGCAGGGCUCAACGCAAGCCGCGAGGCAGCUGCCAGCUGGUGCACUGGCGCUGUAACGCGUUGAGGAG